This is a messenger RNA of Rotaria sp. Silwood1, 1005 nucleotides long. Lineage: Eukaryota; Metazoa; Rotifera; Eurotatoria; Philodinida; Philodinidae. The record is from the annotation of a GenBank genome assembly.
AUGGCAUCAUCGUCAACGAUUCAACUAUUAUUGACUAUUGCUCAACAAUACACUAUUUAUACUACUGUAAUCAUUUUUCUUAUGGGAUUUGUUGGUAAUUUAUUAAAUAUUCUUAUUUUUACUAAACUUAAAAUUUUUCAAAAUAAUCAAUGUAUAUUUUAUUUAAUGGUUGAAUCUAUUGUUGAUGUCAAUGCUGUGAUAUAUAAUUUCACUCUUCGACUUUUAACAUUGAUAUAUGGAUCUGAUUUAUCUCAAUAUUCGACACCAUGGUGCAAAUUUCGAACAAUGAUGGGACAGACAUAUCUGUUAAUUUCACUUUCUACAAUAUGUUUUGCUGCAAUCGAUCAAUUCCUUUCAACAAGUCAUUUGAUUCAUUUAAGACAAUUAAGUACAUUGAAUUUAGCUCGAUGUUUAGUGUUUGCAUCUGUAUGCUUUUCACUUGUUCAUUCUAUUGGAUUUGGAGUUUUUUAUACUGCAAAACCAUCAGUUGAUUGUGUACUUUCUAAUCCAGCAUUAGUCCAAUAUUAUUCAUAUUUUUUUUAUCCAAUGCUAUGUGGUCUUUUACCAAUAUUAAUUUCUGGUUCCAUUAGUCUUUUAGCCUAUCGUAAUGUUCGUCGCAUUGUCCGACGACAAUUACCUAUUAUUCGACGACGUCUUGAUCGUCAAUUGACAAAAUUUGUUCUUGUACGUGUUGUGUUUCUGAUUAUUUUCCUUGGACCUGUAGUCAUAUAUCGUAUUUAUGUAAUUAAUGCUAUUACUCAGCCACCAAGUCCACUUCGGACAGCGAUUGAAAGAUUAGUUCAAGCAUUUAUAGGUUCAAUGUUCAGUCUUCAUUUUGCAGGAAAUUGUUGUAUUUUUUUGGCUUCAUCAUCACGAUACCGUCGACAAGUAAAAUAUGUUUUAGUAAAAGAAUAUUGGAAUUCAUGGAAACGAAAAUUUCAUUUUAAUCAUGGUCAAAUUGAACCUGUUGCCGCACCAACAAUUUCUAGUAAUGAACUUGAAUAA